AUGCGUUUCUCAACCGUCGUCAUGGGCACAUUGCUCUCCGGUGCUCUUGCGCUUCCUACAACCACCCCCAAUAGCUUCGAAAGACGGGAAAUUGCCGAGCGCGACUUAUCAGCAUCUCUGACUGCGGUUCUCGAGCAAGCACUUUCGUUGUUAAAAGGCGGCGGGGCUGCAGCUAAUGAGGGCGCAGUACAGGAGGGAGGAGAUGCCGCUGGAGCUGAAGAGGCCAAGAAAAAGCAGGAGGCCGCUCUACUCGCCGAGGAGGCGAAGAAAAAGGAAGAAGCUGCUUUACUCGCUGAAGAGGCGAAGAAGAAGGAGGAGGCUGCUUUACUCGCCGAGGAGGCAAAAAAGAAGGAAGAGGCCGCUGCUGGAGAGGGUGCUGCUGCUGAGGGCGAAGUUGCCGUAGAGAACGAGGUCGAAAUCGAAGGCGCAUUCGAUGUUGCAGUUGCCCUGAAUGGUGAUGACAUCAAGACAGACGUUGUUUUCACCGCAGAAGCGACCGGGAAACUCGAGGUCGAAUUCCAAGCUGCCACUGGUACCGAUGUAACUGUCACCCAAAACGAGACCCCAGGGACAGCUCCAGCAGGAUUUAAGUUCCUUGAUCCCAAAUCAUACAAAGUCGUGCUUACCGAAGGCGCUCAAGGCAUCACCCUCCAGAAGAUUGAUUACAUAUUGGAUAUUACCAACGCUGAAGUCAUCGCUGCCGGCGAUCUCUCCUUAGGUAGAAUUGGAAAGCUCGAAGGUGAAGCUUUUGUUGUUGAGAACGUUGGCGAACUUGAGUUUGAGGUUGAAGAGAAUGAGCUUUCUUUGACAGUCGCUGAUCUCAACGGCGAGUUCGCUGUCUUCGUCCCAGAUGAAUUUCGCAUUGAAGAAGCUGCUGUUGCCGCUCCAGCUGAAGGAGUAAAAUUGGCUGAAGAGGCAAAGUUAGCUGAAGAGGCAAAGUUGGCUGAAGAAGCAAAGGCUGAGCACGCAAAGGUGGCCGAGGAAGCCAAAGCUGAGCAUGCCAAACCUGCCAAAGAAGCAAAGCCCGCUGAGGAAGCAAAGGUCGCUGAGGAAGCAAAGGUCGCUGAGGAAGCCAAAGCUGCACACCCAGCAAAAGCCGAGGGAGCUGUCGUCGAAACCCCGGUUGCAAAUGCUACAGCACCAGCUGUUGAGGUCAAGAAGGAAGCCCCAAAAGCAGCCCACAUGGCAUAG
Glarea lozoyensis ATCC 20868 is the source of this 1191-nucleotide messenger RNA. RefSeq lists its product as uncharacterized. The transcript has 9 exons. NCBI's taxonomy places the organism in Eukaryota, Fungi, Ascomycota, Leotiomycetes, Helotiales, Helotiaceae. The coding region runs from base 1 to 1191 and encodes 396 amino acids. The record is from RefSeq and is a predicted model, not a curated record.